This is a messenger RNA of Sitophilus oryzae (rice weevil), 1216 nucleotides long. It is a transcript of the gene Mic26-27, whose product is annotated as MICOS complex subunit MIC27. Bases 247 to 1080 code for a protein of 277 amino acids. Gene Ontology annotation, biological process: cristae formation. Gene Ontology annotation, cellular component: MICOS complex. NCBI's taxonomy places the organism in Eukaryota, Metazoa, Arthropoda, Insecta, Coleoptera, Curculionidae. The record is from RefSeq and is a predicted model, not a curated record. The transcript is spliced from 7 exons.
UAUAGAUCAAGAUAUAAAUACCAGGAAAACAGGUAUUUCUAGGUAUUCCUCGUACCUUCCUCGCUUUAAGCAGGUAUUUAUCAAAUAAAUACUUCAUCUACAUUUGUCAAUUACCAAAUUUCAGUAAUUUUAUCUCGUUAUUUUUCCGAUUAAAUACUCGCAAGUCCGACUCUGUGCAGUCUCCUGUCAAAACACUUUUAUGUAAUUGUGAUUUUUUCCUUGUGAUUUUUUGAAACUGUAUUAAUUAUGUUUAACAAUAUGGUUAUACGAAAAUGCCUACUACCUGCGGCUGUAGCAGUUGUAACCGAAGUAAAAUCUGCAUCAAACACGAAAAGUGACGAAAAUAAAGAUAGCGUUUGUAGGCCUAGCGAGCUUCCCAUAUACAGCUCAGAUCAGCAACUUGGUAAUGUAGCAGUCCAAGAAACCAAAGAACCUAAUAUUAUUGAAGUAUCCUUUAGAAAUAUCAGACAAGUGUUAUUUAAAUAUUCAGAAGAGUUUAAAGCAUACGAAAAAGUGGCACAGGACAGCUUUACUGAAAGCAAACAGAAUAUUGAAUGGUUAGUUGAUUAUCUACGUCAAGAAGAUAACUCCUUACCUAAGGCGGGAGCUAUAGGAAUUGGAGCCCUAACAGGUCUUAUUUUUGGUCUUCGUGGAGGUAUUUUUAAAAGAACUCUAUACGCUGCUACAGGGGCUUUAGGUAUGGCAUCAGUGUGUUAUCCCAAAGAAGCCUCUGAAUAUUCACAAGUUGGGGCAGCGGAAGGAAAAAAGAUUUUAACUAUAGCUUAUAACUUUGUUUAUGGAGUUAAAAAAGACGAACCACCAUUAGAAUUACCAUCCUUACCAAAAUUACCAACGAACGUUUCUGACUUGUGGGAUUCUAUUAAAAACCAAACAUCAUCUAUUUUUUCAGAUCAGGCAUCACAGGACGUGAAUACACCAGAAACUGUGAGUAAUGAUCCGAAUGUCAGUUCGAAAAAUCCUAUCCAGCAAAUUUCUUUAUCAGAACCUAUAACAGAACCUUCAGAUGAUACCGUCUUGAAUGAUAUUCCUCCCAGUUCCUUUCCUGAUGACAUGGAAUGAUCAUCCUUUAAUCCAGAGUCCAUUUUUAAAAGCAAAUCAGCCAAAUAAUAUGGUAAUUGUAUAAAUAAAUAACGUCUGUUAAUUUACUUGUAUCUGUUAAAUUAUGUGUAAAAAUAUAUAAUAUAUAUCAUAAGAA